GAGGAGAAAAGAGAGUGGCCAACAUGGUUCCUCCGCUUGCUUUGUGAACUAGGCACACUCCGGCACCCUGGCUGAAGGCCAGCCCGGGAGACAAAGGAGGUCUGAAGCUGAAUGCACCCAAUGUUUGGGCUGGCAACUCCCAUCCCAAGGGGCCAGGCGCCAGGCCCUCUGGGGCUGAUAGGCUUUGUAAUCCCCAACUUCUGCAGGGGCCAAACAGCUGAGGUCUGAACCCAGCCUGAGCUGGUGCUGAGUCCACCUGGAGGGACCCUGUCCGGGGGGGAUCCCUAGGACGGAAGCUGCUGAUCCACCACCCUGAACCUCUGCCCCCUUUGCAGCUCUCCGGGGUGCUCCGUGCCUUGUGGGGGGAGAUCCGGCUCUCGGACUUGGCUAGAUGAACUUUGGGGGUUCCUUUCCGAAGGCUCGGUGUUUCUAAGCAAGCCUGGCUUUGUUUGGAUUUCCUUCCACCACCCACCCUCACCCUCCAGCUGGGCUAAGCUGGCACGGCUGCAAAAGGCGGCCAUCUGCAUUGCGUUUGAGGGGGGCCGGUGCCGCAGCCAAGUCCGAACCCCCCCUCCCUCCUUUUGUUCCUGGGGGCCUGCUGCGGCGGAGAAGGCUCUUGGUGCUGGCGGCUAUGUCUUACUACGUGUUUGAGGGCCAGGGAGCAGGUAACGGCACCCCGAAUCCGACACUGUCUUUGCUUUGGGGGGGUGGAGAGAGAGCAGCAUCGCCCUGGGGUGAGUAGCAGCCCCUAGGGCGAGAUUGGGCUCGGGCGGGCUCCUUGUCCCUGGAGAAGGCAGACAGGAGGAGCUGGGCUUUGGAGAGGAAUCGCGGGCAUGCCGAUUCCUGGCAGGCGGGCCCGUCUUCACCAUGAUCUCCAACACUCCAUUCCUGAUGGCGAGGCCACCAACCAGCCCCACUGAUCACCAGCAUUUGUGCUCCGUGCCGAAAAAGGGGAAGGGGCAUAGCUGACCUGGGGGACUCUGCUUUUCUUGGCCAAGAUGCCCGGUUUGGUCCCCCCGGCUUGAAUUUCCGGACCCCCGCUGCCAGGCAAGGCUACACGGCAGCCAGUUCGCCCAGGCUGUAAAUCAUGUGGUUGGCGUGGUUUUGACUUCAGUCUCUAUUGCGCAAAGCGAGGCAUUGCGGCCGAUUUAUGGAGUAGGUCAACGGUUUUGUGGCCAACUUUAGGGUGGAUAUUUUCUGUAUGACACCCCCCCAACCCCAAAUCUAAGUAUUUGGUGCAAUACGGAUACUCUCCAGCAUCUGAACUCCACCGCCUACAACUUGGUCACUGUCAACUUGGUCAUAGUAAGGCUUCACCUGAGCAGGGGCGUCUGAAUUAAAUUAUUUUAAAGCCCCUUCCAAUGAUAUCCUUUUCUGUGGGUGGUUUUAUCUGUGGCCGCCCAUCUCAUCGCAGUGACUCUGGGCAGCGAUUGCAAAUAAUGCCAUGAUCGCAAAUAUGGCCCCUAAGAAUGGCCAUUUUUCUAUAUUUCGGAGCUGGGGAGAACAUGGAAGGUUCGUGCGAAGCCAAAAAAGUUUCCUUUUUCGAGACAGAAACGACAACUCUUCAGAUAUUGGUAUUUAUUUCUGCGUUAGGACUACGGUUUCUAGGGGCUGUGAGUGGAAGGAAGAGCAAUAGGUGAUGCAUUUUUCCCCCCGAACGGACAUUUAUCUGUAUUUUUCCAUUCUUUUGGGAUUCAGUCUCAUCAAUGGCAUUUUGUCUCUCCAAAGCUCAUUCUCCUUCUACAAGCAUGGCAGGCUCGGGGCAGUACAGGCACCUGAUUAACGAUUACGGGCCCCCAUCUCUAGGCUACACGCAGGGAGUGCAGGGGACCGGCAGCAGUCAAGUCCCCCAGAGCAAAUAUGCAGAACUUCUGACCAUCAUAGAAGAAUUAGGGAAAGAAAUUAGGCCCACGUAUGCCGGAAGCAAAAGUGCCAUGGAAAGGCUAAAACGAGGUAUCAUUCAAGCAAGAGGACUGGUCCGGGAGUGUUUAGCAGAGACUGAGAGAAAUGCAAGAUCUUAAUCUCCAUCUCUUUUUCACUGCCCCCCCGCCUCCAAGAGACCCCAGCUCCCUUGGAAAGUAUGGAAACAUUCAGACCAACCCGUUAAACUGACUAUUCUGUUUUUCCUCUUCCAGCCUUGGACACUGCCCUUCUCAAGAACGGGUCUGUGCCCAAGGGGCUGUGUGCCCAGUAGAAUUUCUGGAUGCCAGGCCCAUUUCCCUUCCUCCCAUUCAGACACUUCCUUCUGUCAUCUCAUAAACUGCUGCAGAAACUCCCUCCAUUUCAGCAGGCUGCCAUUCCUGAACACGGAGCAGGAAAUCCAAAGCCUCCUCUGGAAUGAACGGAAAUUGUUCAGAGGGUCAUUUUUUCUUUGUCCCCCAGAUC
Python bivittatus (Burmese python) is the source of this 2385-nucleotide messenger RNA. Lineage: Eukaryota; Metazoa; Chordata; Lepidosauria; Squamata; Pythonidae. The record is from RefSeq and is a predicted model, not a curated record.